AGAAAACCUACACAAUUGUAAGCAGUUUACAUGGUGGUGCUAGCCUGGUCAUGUCAGUGCAGAAUAACACAGAUCUGAGGCCAGCUUUCUUCAUUCUGAAUGGGAUCCCAGGCCUGGAAGACAUGCACGUCUGGAUUUCCUUCCCGUUCUGUUCCAUGUAUGCAGUGGCUUUGGUGGGGAACUGUGGUCUCCUCUACCUCAUCUUCUUUGAGGACUCCUUGCACAGACCCAUGUACUACUUUUUAGCGAUGCUUUCUCUAACGGACCUUGUCAUGUGCUCUAGUACGAUCCCUAAAGCCCUCUGCAUCUUCUGGUUUCAUCUUAAGGAAAUCGGAUUUGAUGACUGUCUUGUCCAGAUGUUCUUCAUCCACACCUUCACAGGGAUGGAGUCCGGGGUGCUCAUGCUCAUGGCUCUGGACCGCUUUGUAGCCAUCUGCUACCCACUGCGUUACUCCACCAUCCUCACCAAUCCUAUCAUUGCCAAGGUUGGGUUUGCCACCUUCCUGAGGGGGGUGCUGCUAAUUAUCCCAUUUAUGUUUCUCACUAAGCGCUUGCCCUACUGCAGAGGCAAUAUAAUAAAUCAUACCUACUGUGACCACAUGUCUGUAGCCAAGUUGUCCUGUGGCAAUGUCAAGGUGAAUGCCAUUUAUGGUCUGAUGGUCGCUCUCUUGAUUGGGGGCUUUGACAUUCUGUGUAUCACUGUCUCCUACACCAUGAUCCUGAGGGCAGUGGUCAGCCUGUCCUCAGCAGACGCUCGGCAGAAGGCCUUCAGCACCUGCACUGCCCACAUCUGCGCCAUCGUUUUCUCCUACAGCCCAGCCUUCUUUUCUUUCUUCUCUCACCGCUUUGGGGGCCACACCAUCCCUCCAUCUUGCCACAUCAUCGUGGCUAAUAUUUACCUGCUUUUGCCUCCCACUAUGAACCCUGUUGUCUAUGGAGUGAAAACCAAGCAGAUACGAGACUGUGUCAUUAGGAUUCUUUCAGGGUCUAAGGAUUCCAAAAGCCACAGCAUAUAAAUACGCUUUGCCAGGGAAACAGAAGAAUUACACAGAAUUACCUGUUAAGG
This is a messenger RNA of Myodes glareolus (Bank vole), 1066 nucleotides long. RefSeq names its product olfactory receptor 52N4. Gene Ontology annotation, biological process: G protein-coupled receptor signaling pathway. NCBI's taxonomy places the organism in Eukaryota, Metazoa, Chordata, Mammalia, Rodentia, Cricetidae. Gene Ontology annotation, molecular function: G protein-coupled receptor activity; olfactory receptor activity. The record is from RefSeq and is a predicted model, not a curated record. Gene Ontology annotation, cellular component: plasma membrane.